UUCAACUUCAACCCACCCAAGCCUCUCUCUCUCUCUCUCUCUCUUAUAGUUCCUUUUGCACUCUCUACACUUUAACUUAGCAAAACCCAUGUGAUUCUCACUGACACUUUCUACUCUCUGAGAGUCUCUCUCUCUAUAUCUAUAUAUCUAUAUACCUAAAAAAACAGCAAUAGCAAACCCAAAAAACUUCCCUCCAAAUCCAAUCCUUCACUUCUAUUCCCCGUGAAGCCUCUCUCUCUCUCUCCAAUUCCACCCAAUAUAUAAACCCAACAAAACCAAAUUAAAAAAACCCACACCCCCAUUUCCAAUCCUCCCACACAAACCGCAAACUUCACUGCACUGCGCAGACAGAAACACAAUAUGAUCACUCAAAUACUUUUCAUUCUCAUCAUAUCAUUCUCGAGUUUCGAGCCACCUGCAGCCAAUGCCCACGACUACCAAGACGCGCUAUCCAAAGCGGUCUUGUUUUUCGAGGGGCAGCGGUCGGGCGUUCUGCCCCAAUACCAACGAAUGAAGUGGCGGGACAACUCGGGUCUGAGCGACGGUUGGACUUACAACGUCGAUUUGACGGGCGGUUACUACGAUGCCGGUGACAACAUCAAGUUUGGAUUCCCAAUGUCUUUCACAACAACAAUGUUGGCUUGGAGUGUGAUUGAGUUUGGGGACUCAAUGCCGCCAGCUGAGUUGAGGAAUUCUAUGGUGGCUAUUCGAUGGGCUUCGGAUUACUUGCUCAAAACCGUUUCACAGCUCCCUAACCGAAUUUUUGUGCAGGUUGGUGACCCCAUAAAUGACCACAAUUGCUGGGAGAGACCAGAAGAUAUGGACACAGCCCGAACGGUCUACGCCGUGGACGCCCCGAAGCCCGCAUCAGACGUUGCUGGCGAGACCGCGGCGGCUCUGGCAGCGUGUUCGAUGGCGUUUAGGGCUUAUGACCCGGGUUACUCGGAAACACUCAUAAGAAAUGCUGUGAAGGCCUUUGAGUAUGCUGAUACUUAUAGAGGAGCUUAUAGUGAUAAUUCUGAUAUUAGGGAUGGUGUGUGCCCUUUUUAUUGUGACUUUAGUGGUUAUCAGGAUGAAUUAUUGUGGGGGGCAGCAUGGCUGAGGAGGGCGACUGAGGAGGGUUCGUUCUUAGAUUACAUACAAAACAAUGGAAAAACACUUGGUGCUGAAGAUAAUAUCAAUGAGUUUGGAUGGGACAAUAAACAUGCUGGUCUAAAUGUUCUAGUCUCAAAGGAAGUACUAGAAGGCAACAUGUACAAUCUUGAAUCGUACAAAGCCUCGGCAGACAGCUUCAUGUGCACCUUAGUUCCGGAGUCAUCAUCCUCACACAUUGAGUACACACCCGGUGGCCUCAUAUACAAGCCCGGUGGCAGCAAUUUGCAACACUCAACCACAAUCACAUUUCUCAUGCUUGUCUAUGCCAACUACUUGGCCAAAACAUCCCAAACCCUAAAUUGUGGUAACAUAAACGUUAGCCCGACUUGGCUUCGCCAACAAGCCAAAAAACAAGUCGAUUACAUUUUAGGCGACAACCCUAUGAGUAUGUCCUACAUGGUAGGGUACAGCGACCGAUACCCUAAAAGGAUCCAUCACCGAGGCUCAUCUUUGCCCUCGGUGAAGGAACAUCCUCAGGCUAUUGCCUGUAAGGAAGGCUCAACUUACUUCAAUUCGUCUGAUGCUAAUCCUAAUGUGUUGGUUGGAGCUAUAGUAGGGGGUCCGGGGAAGGAUGAUGUGUAUGAGGACGAUCGCGCUGAUUUUAGGAAGUCCGAGCCUACAACUUAUAUCAAUGCCCCAUUUGUUGGGGCCCUUGCAUAUUUUGUGGCUAAUCCAAACCCCUAAUUUUCUUUUUUGGGCACCAAGAUAUAUUAUGGUUGGUGUGGCCAAAAUUAAGUAUACAACUAAUUUUUGUGUAUAGUACCAAUAACUUCAUACACAUGAAGAUAGGGAAAAGAUAAAUGUCUCUCAUCUUGGUUGGAGGCAAGAGAGAAGAGGCUUUAAUUGUUGAAAUUACACCCAUAUAUAAAUAUUUAUAUAUUUAUAGGUUUUUCUUGUCAUAAAAACUUGUGACAUUUUCAUAUUGAUGAAAAAAAAAAUCCCCAUUAGGGACAACUCAGUGGCACUGAGUUUUUUUUUUUAAUUAUUUUAAUUUUAUUUUGGUCUAUAUAUUAUAAGACGAAUAAUGAAGAGCUUUCUAAUGAGAAAUCCAAGAGCAUGAUGUGGUCAGUUUGUUGGUUUUGUAAUUAUAUAAAUGGAAUAUAUAUAAGAAUUAUCAACUUUUGUU
This is a messenger RNA of Cannabis sativa, 2281 nucleotides long. RefSeq names its product endoglucanase 24. Bases 361 to 1839 code for a protein of 492 amino acids. Gene Ontology annotation, molecular function: hydrolase activity, hydrolyzing O-glycosyl compounds. The record is from RefSeq and is a predicted model, not a curated record. The transcript is spliced from 4 exons. Gene Ontology annotation, biological process: carbohydrate metabolic process. Lineage: Eukaryota; Viridiplantae; Streptophyta; Magnoliopsida; Rosales; Cannabaceae.